Messenger RNA from Perca flavescens (yellow perch), 3169 nucleotides. RefSeq names its product zinc finger protein 814-like. The coding region runs from base 94 to 3003 and encodes 969 amino acids. The transcript is spliced from 7 exons. Lineage: Eukaryota; Metazoa; Chordata; Actinopteri; Perciformes; Percidae. The record is from RefSeq and is a predicted model, not a curated record.
CUUCCCAAAGAGAAGUCGGAAGUGGCUUCCAUAUUCCACACAGUCAGGCGUUUUCCUAUUCUGCGACAUAAUGAUUAUAUCCAUAACGCCAAAAUGAGCAAGAUAUUAAUGGACCAUGGUUCCCUUCCUCUUUCCUCUCUCCGUCUUAUCGUGCCCCCUCUGCAGCUUGUGUCUGCAGCUCUGUGGGAGAUAGUGAAGCAGGGAGCUGUGAUGUACUAUGGUCUGCUGGAGGAGUUCGUUACCUCCGUGCUGGAAACAGUCCCUGAACUGCUCACAUAUACAGAGAGAGUCCAACUAGCUAUGGGCCUACGUGCAAAGGUGGUGCUGGAGUUGUGCAGCAACAGUGAUUUUGCCAGCCCAAAGGCCAUCCAGCCUCAUCUGAGCAGAAUAAACACCUACAUUACAAACCAGGAUAAAGAGACUUCCAGCUCUGAGGUACAAGCAUCAGUGACAAACUUCCUGAAGCUUGUUCAAACUCUAGUGGAUGAUCAACAUCACAGAGAUGCAUUUUAUCAGAAAAUCUUUCCAACAGUGUUCGGCCCUAGAUAUGACUCAGCCCUACUGGCUCUAAUGAGAAAGUUCCUCUUCAAUCUGCAGAAGUUUUUACCUGUUCCAAACCUUGAACAAGCUUCCCUUUGGCUCAGUCUCUCUCCUUCUAUCUUGAAAGAGUGUGUAGACUUCCUGAAUCAACCUGAGCCCCUGAAUACACUCAUUCAGCAUCACAAACAUCAUGGCCACAAAGUUCCACAAGCUUUAUCUUCCUCCGGUGAUGAUUGCAUUCUUUCCAGCCUGUCCUAUCACCUACCACAUGUGGACAGUGACAAACGAGACACACUUGGCAGUGAGUCAAAAAAGAAGAAAGAAGAAAACUCCAAGGUGAAAAAUUCAGAAUUGUUGCAGAAUAGCGAUAGCAAUGGACAGAAGUAUGUUAUUGAUCUGACUGAAGACCAAGGAGCUUCUGUUGAAGUAAUACUUCAACCUUUUGAUGAAAGUGAGUCUAAUGAUGAUGACGACAUGGACAAAGAAUGGUCCCACCAUUUGAAAACUGGCAGUACGACCUCCUCAAAAACCUUCAAGUGUCUUGUCUAUGGCAAAGAUUUUGGUUCCCCAAGGAAACUAAAGGAACACAAGAUUAGCCACAGGGGUUGCUGUACAAACCCAACAAGGAAGUCAAAUUCUGUGGGCCACAGUAGCUUUUUUGAAAAAAUAAAUUUACAUCCUAAACCAAAGACUUUUGAGAAUAAUCCUUCUAGAAGUGAGAGUAGGCUUUCAUCAUGUGCAAGUGCCACAACACAUAACCCAUCAAAUCUACACAGUCUUCAGAAUUUUGAGCGGUCUAAUGAUGCCUCUAGUCUUGUUUGCCAUGUUUGUGGCAAGGCUUUCACUUACCCAAAGAAUUUUGACAAACACCAGAGGACUUGUCUGGUUAGUAGUAAACGACAAGCCGAGACAGACCCACAGUGUUCCACAAGCUUAGCUCAUCACUCCAAACCAAACCCUGUUGAUAAGACCAAAGACUCUUUCUCCACUGAAACUGGGCUUUCAAAUGGUCUACCUCAGGAAUCAAUAUCUUCGGACUCCCCACAAGAGCAGAUGUGUAAAAGAAGCAGUCGUGUCAAACAGUGCUCCGCAUGCGGGAAGGUAUUUACUUGUUCUGUUGACUUGAUGAAGCACAUGAGAUGCCACACUGAACACAGUCCUUACCUUUGUUCCUGUUGUGGGAAACACUUUGACAACUACGAAGACUGCGAGACGCACCAGGAAGGUAAAUGCAGCGUUUCACACCAGCAUUCGCAAGACAAUUCAUCGAGCAACGCAAGUAAAAGGAAUCGGGAGAAUGCCGUUGUUUCAAGCGGUAUAACUCCGAUCCCGACAACCCGAGACGCAUCUGCCAACUCGCAGGCUAAGUCACCUCUGACGUGUCAAGAAUGUGGCCAGGCUUUUACUUACUGCAAGAGUUUUGAGAAGCACCAGAGCAGAUGUUCCAAAAGAGCUCCUCGAAGGAAAGAGCCAACAAAUGCAAACCAUUGCGUUAUCAAUGCUUGUAAUUUCGGAUCGGCCAACAAUUCCGAUGGGAGACGCGCUGAGGCAAGUCCUGAAACGAAGGAAAGUGAAACUGCAAAAACUCUGACCUCGGCAGAACACGCAGAUGACUCCCGGACUGAGUCUCGCGCCAUCAAGUGCACCAUGUGUGAGAAGAACUUCUCAGAAAUUGUCCUCAUGAAAAGACAUUAUUCCAAAUCCCAUAAAGUUAGAGGCUCAUACCCCUGUCCUCUGUGUAAGAGAACUUUUGUGAGGUUGUGCGAGUUGGUUCGACAUCAGCAAAACAAAAGAUUGUACCAGUGCGGCGCCUGCAAGAAAUGUUACACAAAGCCAGGACUACUAAAUAAUCAUGAAAAAGUCCAUAGCGCGAGUGUGGCACCACGCAUCUGUGAAACGUGCGGGAAAGGCUUCAAAUCUCUCGCUCAUCUGAUUCUGCACCAGAGCAAGCAUAGAGAACGGCAACCUAGUGUUUGUUCCUACUGUGGGAAACAGUUCAGUACGAAAGACUGCCUGAGAGCGCAUAUGGUGAGGCACACAGGUGGUUACCCGUGCCCUGUCUGUGGGAAGAAAUUCUACCAAAAAACGUACCUUAAAUGGCAUCUGUAUAAACACACGGGGCAAGAGCCGUACCUUUGUGACACGUGUGGGAAAGGCUGGCCGAGCGCAGCUCAGCUCAAGCUUCACAUGAUCGAACAUACGGAGGAAAGGCCGUUCAAGUGCGAGGACUGCGGCGCGUGUUACAAGAGGGGAUCCCAUUUGAUGGCUCACCGCAGAGCCAAACAUAUCAGGCUGCGGCCAUUCGCGUGCGAGGUUUGCAGCAAAGCCUUUAGAUUAAAUGGUGAGCUGAAAAAACACAUGAUGGUUCACACAGGGGAACGGCCAUUCACGUGUCCAAGGUGUGACAAAAGAUUCACGAGAAAUUCUCGCCUUAGGGAACACAGAGAAAAAGCAUGUCUGUAACUUCAUGCUGUUACUUACUACACACCUGUCCUGUAAUAAAACCGUUUAUUAUUCACAUGCCGUACUACACUCUACACUACAUACAGUACGUACAUGUUCUAUCAUCAACUAUGUCUCAGUGCUGUAUAUCUAUGAUGGCUUUAAUAACAAAGCUACAGAUGUGUGA